CAAUAUGAAACUUGUCUUUUCCUAUUUGCUGAAUAUUUUAAUGCACGACCGUGUGAAGGACUCCCGGAUUAUAUAUAAGCAGGGGGUAGCUAGAUUCUAGUCAUAAUUCGCUGGAUUUUAGUUGGUUAUCACAAAAUGAACUCCUUGGCAAUUGCAACAAUCGCUUUAGCGCUCUUCUGCGCGUCUAGUGCUUCCGUAAUCGGUCAUGGUCCAGGUCUGUUAGGCCCCAUUGGAGCCUCAGCGACGCUGUGGAGUCCAAUUGGCGCAUCAGCAGGUCUUUACGGAGGUGUAGGUCCAUCGGCACAUCUGAUCGGUCCAGUAGGUCCAUCCGGUUCUCUGGUAGGCCCAGCCGGUCCCGUAGCCAACCUCGCUGGUCCAGUCGGUCCAUCCGCCAACCUCGUAGGUCCAGCUGGUCCAACCGCCAACCUUGUAGGUCCUGCUGGUCCAACCGCCAACCUUGUAGGUCCCUCCGGUCCAACUGCUAACCUCGUAGGCCCAAGAGGUCCAUCUGCCAACCUUGUAGGUCCAACCGGUCCAACCGCCAACCUCGUAGGCCCAGCCGGACCAACCGCAAACCUCGUCGGCCCCACCGGCCCAACAGCCAAUUUGGUCGGUCCAACUGGUCCCAACGCAAAUCUGGUCGGUCCCUCCGGUCCAACUGCUAACCUCGUAGGCCCCACUGGUCCAACUGCAAACUUGGUAGGCCCAACUGGUCCAAAUGCCAACCUCGUAGGCCCCACCGGUCCAAAUGCCAACCUCGUAGGACCCACUGGUCCAACCGCCAACCUCGUAGGUCCUGCUGGUCCAACCGCCAACCUGGUAGGUCCUGCUGGUCCAACUGCCAACCUUGUAGGUCCAGUUGGUGCCUCUGCCAACUUGAUUGGAGGCGCUGGCCCAGUUGCUGGUUUGCGAGGACCUAUCGGUGGAGCUAUCGGCAUUGCCGGACCUGGAAUUGGUUUGGGAGGUGUUGGUAUCGCUACCCGAGGAUACGCCAUUGGUGUGCCAUCUCUAGGCCUUGCUGGCCCAGGUCUCUUAGGUGUAGGACGAUUGAACCUAGGCGUUGUUGGUGGUGGACAUUCUGCUCUUCUAUCUGGACCAUCUGGUGCCAUUUCUAGAGACGCUUUGGGACAUGCUGCGAUUGCUGGACCAGCCUAUGGUAUCUUGGGUUCAGGACUCGCACACCACGGUUAAAUAUGAACAAAAACUACAAACCUGCUAUUGAUGCACUGCCAAACGUUCAUACCUCUUCCUCCUUCUAUUUAUCUUCUUAUAACGUUUGUUGAUGUGAUAUAUUUGAUUGUUACCUGCCUGAUCCUAGUCUAUAUGUAGAUUGGAUUCAAAUAUAGCAUUUUGAAAUUGAA
Coccinella septempunctata (seven-spotted ladybird) is the source of this 1361-nucleotide messenger RNA. Its product is annotated as mucin-19-like. The record is from RefSeq and is a predicted model, not a curated record. The transcript has 3 exons. Lineage: Eukaryota; Metazoa; Arthropoda; Insecta; Coleoptera; Coccinellidae. The coding region runs from base 136 to 1191 and encodes 351 amino acids.